Molecule: messenger RNA, 2166 nt
Organism: Lucilia cuprina (Australian sheep blowfly)
Lineage: Eukaryota; Metazoa; Arthropoda; Insecta; Diptera; Calliphoridae
Gene: SmydA-1
Product: SET domain-containing protein SmydA-8
Exons: 6
Coding region: 551-2095 (514 amino acids)
Molecular function (GO): protein binding
Source: RefSeq, a predicted model, not a curated record
UAAGCUUAUUACAUUUCCCUUGGGAAUAGCUAGAAACAUGCUAGACCAACAAAUGGUCAGCGGUUGCUACAUGCUUGAAAAUUAGUAAUUAAACGGAAUCGUUUCUUAUAACAGUGCAAACGUUUAAAUUUUUUCCUUAAAAAAUCUUUAAUUAAUUUAAGUUAAAAAUGAACUAUAUUGACCUUUAAUAAACAUACAUACAUGUUCAAUCAUAAUUAUCAUCAUCAAUGCAUUAUUUUAUAUGUUCUCCAAGUGUUUUGUUUUCUUCUCUUCUUAAACAUCAAACAAUUAUCGAUCGGCUAAGGCUUUUGUAUUCAAAUUAAAAUAAUGAAAAGCAUCUCGAAAUAAAAAUGUGUAUGAAAAUUUGUGUAUCUGCCCCCUUGCUAUGAACGUGAGAGAACCAAUAUCUAUUUAUAGUUUGAUUUUUAUUUUCAUGUGUUAUAAUUUAGUUUUUCUUUAAUUUUCUCGACAUUCGGCCGCUAUUUUCUAAUAAAGUGUAAAAAAUUAAAAAAUUAUUUUCAUAAAAAUCUAAAUUUUUAAAAGAAAAACUAUGAAUCCUUGUACUAUAUGUAAAACGGAAACCAAGAAUAGUUGUUCCAAUUGCAAACAAGUAUUUUACUGUUGUGUGGAGCAUCAAAAACAAGAUUGGAAAAAUCACAAGAAAAAUUGUCAUCCAUAUAAGAUUGUACAAAAUGAAGAACUGGGACGUCAUUUGAUCACCACCCGUACUAUUAAACCCUUUGAAAUUAUUUUGAAAGAGGCUCCUCUAUUCCGGGGUCCCUCUCAACUAACACCACCGGUAUGUUUGGGUUGUUUAAAUGCUAUUGAACCCACAGAUUAUAUAAAUUGUGAACAUUGCGGUUGGCCCUUGUGUGGUGUUGAGUGUAAAACUAAAGAUGAACAUCGUUUCGAAUGUGAAUUAACUGUUAAACGCGGCAAGAAAGUGAACGUUCAGGAAUUCACCAAUCCUCAUCCGUUGUAUCAAUGUUUGAGUACAGCCCGCUGUUUAAUGUUACGGGAUAAGGAUGCUGAGAAAUGGAAACAGAUUAAUGAGCUGGAAUCGUUAGAGGAUCAAAGGCGUGGCUCUAUGCAAUGGAAGGCCGAUUACGAAAGUGUUUGUAAAUUUAUUAUAAAAUAUUUUAAUACUCAAGCAUUUAGUGAAGAUGAAAUUAUGCGCAUUAUUGGCAUAUUACAAAUCAAUGGCCACGAAGUUCCCACCUCUGAUCCAGCCCAUGUUGCUAUAUUCUAUAAUGCCUCAUUCCUAGAGCACUCCUGCACACCCAAUUUAGCGAAAAGUUUCAAUAAAGAUGGACAUCUUAUACUCUGGGCUCCCAAGGAAAUUAAGAAAGGUUCUCACUUAAGUAUAUGUUAUUCAGAUGCUGUUUGGGGUACGGCCGAUCGUCAGCGUCAUUUAAUGCAAACGAAAAUCUUUAAAUGUCAGUGUCCUCGCUGUAUUGAUGUUAGCGAAUAUGCUACCAAUUAUAGCGCCUUAAAAUGUGAAAAAUCCGAAUGUAGAGGUUUAAUGUUGCCAGCAAAUUUGAAUGAUUGGCACAAGGAUUGGACUUGCAAUGAAUGCAAGCAUCAAGUGGACAAGACAUAUGUUAAUAAUAUCUUGGAAAGAGCUGGUAGUGAUUUAAAUGCUAUGGAUAAGACGAAGGAAAAUUGUCUCAAAUAUCUAAGUCACUACGGUAGAUGGUUACCUAGUCAUCAUUACUAUAUGUGUGAAGUCAAAAUACAUUUGGUACAACAAUUGGGCAAAGAACCUCAAGAACUUAUGAUUUUAUCAAAUGAAGAUUUAAAAAUAAAAUUAGAAUACGGCAGAGAGUUAGUGGAACUAUAUGAAAAAUUGGCGCCUUGCGAAGUUCGCAUGUUGGGUACAUUAUGCUUUGAAGUUCAUUCCGCUGUAGCAGAGAAUACGCGCCGUAUUUCGUUGGAAACUAGUUUAUCGCCCAAAGAACUGCUAGAAGAAGCCUUGAUGUAUGUGGAAAAGUCGGUUAAUUAUUUGCAAUAUGAAUCGGAUAUAUUUGUUGAGGGACAUAUGUUGAAACAAGCCAAAAUUAAUAGAGAUGCUUUAAAAAUGGUCAUAAGAAUGUAAUAAAAAAGAAGAAGAACAACAGUUAAUUCAUUUUUUUAUAAUUUAAAUAAAAUAUUUAAUAAAAAAAACAA